Messenger RNA from Rhinichthys klamathensis goyatoka, 1911 nucleotides. RefSeq names its product solute carrier family 7 member 5 (gene slc7a5). NCBI's taxonomy places the organism in Eukaryota, Metazoa, Chordata, Actinopteri, Cypriniformes, Leuciscidae. The record is from RefSeq and is a predicted model, not a curated record. Gene Ontology annotation, biological process: neutral amino acid transport; amino acid transmembrane transport. The transcript is spliced from 10 exons. The coding region runs from base 199 to 1761 and encodes 520 amino acids. Gene Ontology annotation, cellular component: membrane. Gene Ontology annotation, molecular function: L-amino acid transmembrane transporter activity; neutral L-amino acid transmembrane transporter activity.
GGCCGAAUCAGGAGAUGCUUUUGUGGGUCUCUGCAACGUUGACUUGACACACUUCAGAAACCACGUUUCUCUGAGUCAGACCUGACUCCACGGUACCACCGUGCAUCAGCGAGCCCAGUCUGAAGGAGCUGAAAGGGUCUUUUUCACACUUAAUAAAAGCAAAACAACGCGUCUGGCUUUGUUUGACAAAAGGAAGCAAUGUCAGCGUUGAAGAAACGGAGUUCAAAUGCAUCCGCGGACCGGGAUGAAGAGCAGGUGACGGAGAAGAUGCUCUCCAGGGGAGGGAAUGGCAACAUGAGCCGACCAGGAGACGGCACGCCUGAAAGCCCGACCGCAGAUAUCAGCGCUGCGGAGGGAGAAGAGACAGUCGAGCUUAAAAGAACUAUAACUCUCGUCAACGGCGUGGCCAUUAUUGUAGGCACCAUUAUUGGCUCUGGUAUCUUCGUUACUCCAACCGGAGUGGUGAAAGAAGCCGGAUCAGUCGGGUUGUCUCUGGUCGUGUGGUCUGUAUGCGGCGUCUUCUCCACUAUAGGCGCGCUGUGCUAUGCCGAACUGGGGACCACCAUCACCAAAUCAGGGGGUGACUACGCCUACAUCCUUGAAGUUUACGGCUCUCUACCUGCGUUUCUGAAACUCUGGAUCGAGCUUCUCAUCAUAAGGCCGUCCUCGCAGUAUAUUGUCGCCUAUGUUUUUGCCACAUAUCUCCUGAAGCCCAUCUUUCCCUUCUGCCCUGUCCCUGAGUCAGGGGCAAAGCUGGUCGCCUGCCUAUGUAUCCUGUUGUUGACUGCUAUCAACUGCUACAGUGUGAAGGCCGCCACAAGGGUCCAAGAUGCCUUUGCCGCUGCUAAGCUACUCGCCCUGGCCCUCAUCAUCAUUAUUGGCUUUGUGGAGAUUGGCAAAGGUGAUACUACUGAUCUUCUGCCUGAAAAUUCAUUCAAAGGAAGCAAAACAGACUUUGGCAACAUCGGAUUGGCUCUUUACAGUGGGCUGUUUGCUUAUGGAGGAUGGAAUUAUUUAAAUUUUGUCACAGAGGAGAUGAUCGAUCCAUACAGAAAUCUGCCUCUGGCUAUCAUCAUCUCGCUUCCCAUUGUGACCGUUGUCUAUGUGCUGACCAACCUGGCCUACUUCACCACGCUUAGUCCGGACCAAAUGCUCUCAUCUGAAGCUGUUGCUGUUGACUUUGGAAACUACCACCUAGGGCCAAUGGCUUGGAUAAUCCCUGUGUUUGUGGGCCUGUCCUGCUUUGGCUCUGUGAAUGGCUCUUUGUUUACUUCAUCUAGGCUGUUCUUUGUGGGCUCCAGAGAAGGUCAUCUUCCCAGUUUGUUGUCGAUGAUCCACCCUGAUCUGCUGACCCCUCUGCCUUCGCUUAUAUUUACUUGUAUCAUGACACUCCUCUACGCUUUCUCCAAUGACAUAUUCUCUGUCAUCAACUUCUUCAGCUUCUUUAAUUGGCUUUGCAUUGCCAUGGCGAUCGUUGGAAUGAUGUGGCUACGCUACAAAAAACCUGAGUUGGAACGACCAAUUAAGGUCAAUAUUCUGCUGCCCGUUUCCUUCGUACUGGCCUGCCUGUUCCUCAUCGUGGUGUCCAUUUGGAAAACCCCUGUGGAAUGUGCUACAGGAUUCGGAAUCAUCGCCACAGGAGUUCCCGUCUACUUCUUCGGCGUUUGGUGGCAGACCAAACCAAAAUGGCUCUUGCAGAUCAUCUUCUCUACCACGGCGACAUUCCAGAAACUGAUGGAAGUGGUUCCUCAGGAGUCCUGAAGAGCAAACAGAGCGACAGAUGCCUCAUAUCCACCUCAGACUCCCUCACUGUAUUCCUCGACUGCCUCACCUCUCCUCGUGUGAGCCAGAAAAACGUCGUAUCCUGCUGCCACAGGCAACAUCUAUAUUAAUCACCACGUACGAAACCAG